Equus quagga is the source of this 1617-nucleotide messenger RNA. It is a transcript of the gene ZP4, whose product is annotated as zona pellucida glycoprotein 4. Gene Ontology annotation, molecular function: acrosin binding; structural constituent of egg coat. Gene Ontology annotation, biological process: prevention of polyspermy; binding of sperm to zona pellucida. Bases 1 to 1617 code for a protein of 538 amino acids. The transcript is spliced from 12 exons. The record is from RefSeq and is a predicted model, not a curated record. Gene Ontology annotation, cellular component: egg coat. NCBI's taxonomy places the organism in Eukaryota, Metazoa, Chordata, Mammalia, Perissodactyla, Equidae.
AUGUGGCUACUGCAGUCCGUCUUGCUCUGUUUUUCCUUAUCUCUUGCUCUGAGCGGUCAGCGUGAACUGGAGGCACCAGCUUAUCCCGGUGUACUCCACUGUGGGCUACGGAGCUUUCAGUUCACUGUGAACCUCAGGCAGGAGACAGCGACUCCUCCCGCACUAAUCGCUUGGGACAACCGUGGGAUGCCCCGCAGGCUGCAGAAUGACUCGGACUGUGGCACCUGGGUGAGGGAGGGCCAAGGCAGCUCCGUGGUGUUAGAAGCAUCCUACAGUAGCUGCUAUGUCACCCAGUGGGACUCCCACUACAUCAUGCCGGUAGGAGUUGAAAGAACAGAUGCAGCUGGACACAGGACAGUUACAAAGAUGAAGCUGCUCGAGUGUCCUAUGGAUUUUCUAGCCCUGAAUGCUCCAAGUGCUGACCUGUGUGACUCUGUCCCAAUGUGGGACAGACUGACAUGUGCUCCUUCACCUGUCACUCAAGGAGACUGCAAGGAGCGAGGCUGCUGCUACAACUCGGAGGUGAAUUCCUGUUACUAUGGAAACACGGUGACCUCGCGUUGUACCCAAGAUGGCCACUUCUCCAUCGCCGUGUCUCGGAAUGUGACCUCACCCCCGUUGCUCUUGAAUUCUGUACACUUGGCCUUCAGGAAUGACAGUGAAUGUAACCCUGUGAUGGCAACACAUGCCUUUGCCCUCUUCUGGUUUCCAUUUACUUCCUGUGGUACCACAAGACGGGUCACUGGAGACCAAGCAGUGUAUGAAAAUGAGCUGGUUGCCACUAGGGAUGUGAGAACUUGGAGCCAUGGUUCCAUCACCCGGGACAGUAUCUUCAGGUUCCAAGUCAGCUGCAGCUACUCUGUAAGUAGCAAUGCCUUCCCGGUUAAUGUCCAGGUUUUUACUCUCCCACCACCCCUUCCUGAGACCCAGCCUGGACCCCUCACUCUGGAACUUCGGAUUGCCAAAGAUAAACACUACAUCUCCUACUACAACGUUAGUGACUACCCAGUGGUGAAGUUACUUCAGGAUCCCAUUUACGUGGAGGUCUCCAUCCUUCACAGAACAGACCCCUACCUAGGGCUGAUGCUACAUCAGUGUUGGGCCACACCCAGCACAAACCCCCUGCAUCAGCCUCAGUGGCCCUUGCUGGUAAAGGGAUGCCCCUACACUGGAGACAGUUAUCAGACCCAACUGAUCCCUGUUCAGAAAGCCUUGGAUCUGCCAUUUCCUUCUCACUACCAGCGCUUCAGCAUCUUCACCUUCAGCUUUGUGGAUUCGGUGGCAAAGCGAGCAUUCAAGGGACUGGUGUAUCUGCACUGCAGUGCAUCCGUCUGCCAGCCUGCUGGGACACCACCCUGUAUGAUAACCUGUCCUGUGACUAGGCGAAGACGAAGCUCUGACAUCCGCUUUCAGAACAGCACUGCCAGCAUUUCUAGCAAGGGUCCCAUGAUUCUACUCCAGGCCACAAAGGACUCUUCAGAAAAGCUCCAUAAAUACUCAACUUCUCCUGUAGACUCCCAAUCUCUCUGGGUGGCAGGCCUUUCUGGGACCUUUAUUGUCGGAGCCUCAUUAGUGUCCUACUUGGCUAUCAGGAAGCAGAUGAGUUCCUCAGACUAA